Molecule: messenger RNA, 1856 nt
Organism: Portunus trituberculatus (swimming crab)
Lineage: Eukaryota; Metazoa; Arthropoda; Malacostraca; Decapoda; Portunidae
Product: beta-1,3-galactosyltransferase 1-like
Exons: 7
Coding region: 40-1137 (365 amino acids)
Cellular component (GO): membrane
Molecular function (GO): hexosyltransferase activity
Source: RefSeq, a predicted model, not a curated record
CAGGACUGGAGGGAGGCCAGUGGAAGUUAGACUGUGGUGAUGUUAACACGGCUUGUGAACGUUCACCUUCCUUCCACCAGAAGCGCAAACGGCAACAGGUGGAAGGGAGUGAUCAAAAUGCCACGAAAACCACGACUCCCUGCUCUCCUCGCCUACGUCUUCCUCAUCUCCCUCGUCCUCCUGCUGUACGUGACCGCCAGGGGACCACAGCAGGAGACAGAGGGCGUGGCGGAGUCCUGGGGCGCUGGUGGGACGGGGGAGGAGGGAAGGGCGCAAGCAGAAGCAGGAAGAAGCGUGAAGAAGAGAGGAAGGAACAAGGAACUGCCAGCCAACCCUCAUGAUUACCAUAUGAUGAUUAACAAGGCGAAUCUGUGCGCUGGUGAAGAGGCGAUAUGGCUCUUGGUGAUGGUGAGCUCAGCCGUACCAAACUUCUUGAGACGGCGUGCGAUUCGUGACACCUGGGGAAGCAGUGGCGCCUUGUCCCCGUCCAAUGCCAAGCUGGUGUUCCUGCUGGCCAACCCUAAUGACAGUGAGCUCCAGAGACAGGUCGUGGAGGAGUCAAGAACCUACGGGGAUAUACUACAAGAGGACUUUGUAGACUCAUACAUGAAUCUGACCCUGAAGAGUGUGAUGGGGCUGAAGUGGGCCUCUAAUUACUGCAGCCAAGCCCAGUACCUGCUGAAGACUGACGAUGAUAUAUUUGUGAACGUUCCUGUGUUGCUCACGUAUCUACAGGAGGCCUCCAAGACACGCUGGAUUACUGGUUGCAUCAAACAGAAGAAAGCCUUCCGCCCUGUCAACGCCGUGCCUGGAAUGCCCCUCCCCCCCGCUCAUCCCCCCUUCGUCGCCGGGGCAGGUUACGUCAUUUCCGGGGACUUGGUGAAGGAGAUGUACGAGGCGUCCCUGGAAACACGCCCCAUCCCGGUGGAGGACGUGUACAUUACAGCUCACCUGGGCAGGAAAGUCAACGCACAUCCACCUUUGCACGACGCGCGUUUUACCUGUGGCGAGAAGGUCAUGGAUGAUUGUGACUUGGCCCAGGCGUUCACGGGUCAUCACAUCGGGCCGGAGAAGAUGUACAGAGUGUGGGAGAAGCUCAACCCAAAUGGCAUCACUAGUCCUUGCUUUGAUUUCUAACGAGGCUCCCUAUUGCUGCAAAUUUUUGGGUUCCUCAUCUCUUAUUGGUGGAAAGUUUGGAGCUCAUCGUCUCUUAUUGGUGGAAAUUUUGGAGCUCAUCGUCUCUUAUUGGUGGAAAUUUUGGAGCUCAUCGUCUCUUAUUGGUGGAAAUUUUGCAGUUUCUCGUCUCCUAUUGGUGAAAGUUUUGGAGUUCCUCGUCUCUUAUUGGUGGAAAAUCUAGCUUCUUUGUCUCUAAUUGGUGGAAAAUCUAGCUUCCUUGUCUCUUAUUCGUGGAAACUUGCACCCUUCUUCUUCUAUUGGUGGAAAAUCUGGCUUUCUCAUCUUCUAUUGGUGUUUUUAUUUUGGGAUUCCUCGUCUCAUAAUAGUAGAAAAAUGGGCUUCUUCAUCUUCUAUUGGCAGAAAAUUUACCUUCCUCGUUUCUUAUUGGUGGAAAUGUGUGGCUCCUCAUUUCCUAUUGGUGAACGUUACAGUCUUCCUGUGUUGUGACUGGUAGAGCCUGUGAUGUGCCUGAGUUGUGAUUCCCUAGUGAUUCUGUCAGUGUGAGCUGUGACUGGUGUAGGUAAGGUGUUGUAAGGAGGGUCUUUUGUAUGUAAGACCGGAAAACUGGCCAAGGGCAUCAUAAUACUGAAAAAGAAAAAAAAUGCCCACUUAGUUGCCAGUCCCCUGCAGGUCUGAGAGAGUUAGCCAAAAUAAAGAGAUUAAUGCCUUGAAACCUCCCU